Messenger RNA from Mytilus trossulus (common blue mussel), 2627 nucleotides. RefSeq lists its product as uncharacterized. Lineage: Eukaryota; Metazoa; Mollusca; Bivalvia; Mytilida; Mytilidae. The record is from RefSeq and is a predicted model, not a curated record. The transcript has 2 exons. The coding region runs from base 118 to 936 and encodes 272 amino acids. Gene Ontology annotation, molecular function: ferrous iron binding; oxidoreductase activity, acting on single donors with incorporation of molecular oxygen; zinc ion binding.
GCAAAAUAAAGAACAUUUGUUACGACUUUUAAAAUCUGUCAACAUUUGUAAACAUAUAUUUACAAUGGAUUUUAUUGAAACUUUAUAGAAAAUAUAAUUUCAUCUUAACCUUCUAAAAUGUCUGAACAGCCUGUCAUAUUUCUCACGCAUGGAGCAGGACCAUGUUUUUAUCUUGAUGCCAGUAAAGAAAAGUGGUGCAGAGGGAUAGACAAACACUCAAAUUGUGCAAAAUCCUUCAAAGAUUUAACGAAAAAUGCAAAGUUAAAGAAACCACCAACGGCUAUUUUAGUGUUGAGUGCCCACUGGGAUGAAAAUAUAUGUACAGUACUAACAAAUGAUAAACCAGAGCUUUAUUAUGAUUACAGUGGGUUUCCACCAGAAGCUUACAAAUUAAAUUGGGAUGUUCCUGGAGAUAUUACUGCAGCCAAGAAUGUUAAAGUUUUACUGGCAUCAAAAGGAAUUCGAUGUGAGGAAAACAACAAAAGAGGCUUGGAUCAUGGUGUUUUUGUUCCGCUGAAAUUGGCUUUCCCAAAUGCAGAUAUCCCAGUUUUUCAGGUGUCACUGCUAAGAAAUAUGAAUUUAGAAGACAACAUGAAAAUUGGAGAGGCUUUAUCAGAAUUAAGUAAAGAUGGAAUUCUCAUUGUUGGAAGUGGUUCUGCUACCCAUACCGGUUUGUUCGAUAAUAAACCAGCUGACUGGGCUCUUCAGUUUCAGAAAUGGAUCCAAGAUGUUGUCACAAAUCCAGAUUACUCACCAGAACAGAGAAAAUCCAAACUUUUAGCAAGUGAAUCUGCGACUUUUCUAAGAUCGGCACAUCCAAGAUUAGACCAUUUUUUACCUAUACCUAUGUGUUGUGCAGCUGCAGGGUACAAAGCAGGGAAGAUACUUUACUCUGAAUUUAAAGGGAGCAUGUUGAUGGAACAUUACUUAUUCUAAUAUUGAAAUUUUAAAAUAAUAAAAUAAAAAAGACGGAACAUAAUAAAUUUUCUGUAAUACUUAAAGGGGCACUAGCUACGAUAUAUAUAAAAAAAUAAAGUAUGAUUUUUUUUUAGAUCAAUCAUUAAUCAAAUUGGAAUAAUGAAAUAAUAAUUUGCUUUUAGCAAUCAAUUUCCUUUAAUUUUGUUGAAAUAAGCGAUUAAACAUAAUUUUUGACUGAUUCGCUUGCAAGUGAAAACGUCAUCAUCAUUCUAACCGGUAUUCAUGUGAACUUCAAGUUAACCCCUAGCUAGAGAUUGACAACGCAUGCAUUGUACGUGUACUGGUUAUUUAAAUAAAAAGAAUGUCAACAAUGAAAGUGAAACUACGGUAAAUCAUUUGAUUACUAAUUCGAUGCACAUAAAAUCAUUCUUAUAUGGUUAAAAACAAUUAGAAACAUCUAUUUUUAAUCUAUAAAAUAAAAUCAAACAGACCUAUAAAAAUGCAAUUGCACGUGUUGUUUUAAUCUAUUCGUAUCUUUAUUUUUGUUUACAUCGCUUAUAUGGUCAUCUGAGGUCAAAUCGAUAGUUAAUUAGAUGGCGUCUGGACUAAAAUACACACGAAACGAACCUAUAUAUUAACUACCCCAUGCUCUGUAAACUGUUUAUUUUAGACUUUUGAUAGUUUGGAUAAAUGUUUUACAUUGUUAUAAACCAAAUAUGAGAAUAUGAGUCAAAUCGGUUACAAUGAAUUUGACAGCUAGUGCCCCUUUAAAGUCAUAAGAAACCUCAAAUCAAAAAAAAAAUAAUGCAUAUGUUUUUAUAACUCAAUGGAUAGUUUUCAUUGUAAAACUUAUGUACAUAUACUUUUUUCUGAAGAAAAUUCUUUAAUUUAUUCAUAUUUAGAAGAAGUUUACUUUAUUUGAAUUGCUUCCGUCAUGUCCUUCCAGCAAGCAAUUCCCCCGAUAUAUUUUCCAUAUGCAAGGUGACCUCAGUGUGACCCAUCUCGUAAAAAUCUGGUGACCACAAUACGCAUGGAUGUCCUUAAAAUAAACUAUUAUCUGAAUUUACAUGUUAAACACGUGCUCAAGUUCCAUGCAUUUUUGUUUAUUUUUCGUCAAUUGUUGACAAACAGGUGACAAUCGUUAAACUUCGACUUCAAAACACGAACUUUAAUUACCUGCCAUAUUUUCACAACAACUCUGACCGAUUGAAAAAAAAAUUGACGAUUAUUCGAAAUUUACACGAAAAAAAUGAUAAAUUCGAGCACAGAAGACUAAGUUUAUGAUGUUUGUAUGCAUUGGUUUAAGAAUUGGAAGAACAUUAUUUUUCACCGGUCACUCGUUUCUUAUGACUUUAAAUAAAACAUCUGUAUCAAUAACAUUUAUUUUAUAUCAUUUCAUGUACAAUGUAGAAUUGAAAUCAACUCAGCUAAUCAGAGACAAGUUUUUCUUGAAAGGGUGCUUUACUAGAUAUAGAGAAAUGAGCAUGUUUAACAAAGUUAAGAAUAUUUCUUUAGUCCUUUUAGUUGAUAAAAACUUGCUACUCUUAUUUACUUUAUUUCUAUAGUCUUGUACAUGAGUGUACCAUGGUGUAUAGAUCUAAGGGCAUCAUUUUCAUACUUUACUAUUUGCGGUGUCAUGUUUUUUUUGUUGAUAUUUUUAUAUGCCGGUACAUUAUUUAAUAUAUGAUGAACAUGUAUUUAUGUUAUAC